This is a messenger RNA of Tetrahymena thermophila SB210, 831 nucleotides long. RefSeq names its product scavenger mRNA decapping enzyme carboxy-term-binding protein. Lineage: Eukaryota; Ciliophora; Oligohymenophorea; Hymenostomatida; Tetrahymenidae. Gene Ontology annotation, molecular function: catalytic activity. The transcript has 2 exons. The record is from RefSeq and is a predicted model, not a curated record.
AUGAGUGCAAGCGUUGUGGCAAAUUUAACAGUUUAAUUUGGAAAGAGUUAGCUUCCUCUUUCUUAAAUAUUCAUUCUUAGAAAGAAUGUUUUUGCAACAACUAAUUUAAAGCCUGCUUGUCCAGGACAUGUUUUAGUGGCUUCAAGAAGACCAGUAAAACGUCUCCAUGAAUUGACAGAAGUUGAAACACUUGAUCUUUGGACUACGGUACAGUAGGUUUCCAGAGUCAUGGAAUAAAUACAUAAAUUCCCUUGUUAAAUCGGGGUUCAAGAUGGAACUGAUGCAGGUUAAACUAUUGAUCACGUUCAUAUUCACAUUAUUCCUUUCCCAAAAGAAUAUAGCCAAGAUGUUAUUAUGGAUAGCGAAGGUAGAAUAAAAUGCAAUUUAAAUGAGGAAAAUUAAAUUUAAAAAUAUUAUUAAAUUUAGAAAGACCUCCUAGAACAGCAGAUGAUAUGGCCAAAGAAGCUGACAAAUAUAGAACUUACUUUGAAUAAGGGUCAAACUAGUAGUAUUGAUUAAAUAUAAAUAGAUUAAAGCAUAUAAUUAAAUAGUUUUAUUAAUGUAAAUAAUAUAUUUUUAGAUGAUAUUUGUAGCUAUGUAUUUAGGUAAUGUAAUUAAUUUAUUUUAAAAUACUAUGCUUUACAAAAAUAUGAUUCAGCUAAUCAAUACAUAGAUAAAUAGAUAGAUAUUCUUUGUUUAAAAUAUAUGAUAAGCAAAAUUAGUAUUGUAGAUAAACAUUUACAUAUAAUUUUUUAUAUAAAAAUAUCAUUAAAAUUAUAAUAGGAAGGAUAGCUAAAAGUAGAUCGAUUGUUUGUUUGUUUGUUUGAUUGA